GGUCUUCUGCCAUCUACGGUGACGAUGGAUUUAUUAAAGGGGACGUAUUCUUAACGUGUAUUUCAAGCAUUAAAUGGUAAAUACAGACACAAUUGUACGAUAAUUUUUCAUUUGUACAAACAUGAUACAGCUGACGACACAAAUUUCACAACUGACAGCUUAGUGUAUUUCAAGCCGUCGUUUCCGUUUCAGCUGUGGUUUCAACCGUACUGUUCAGCGAGGAACUACAGUCUAUGGCGAGGACAUUACGUGUCUUUGCGUGUUUACGUAUGCGGAAGCAACGGUCAGAGAUCUAGCGAUUCAGUAAAAGAGCUCCUGAGGCUGGACUGAGCACAGCUCUGGAUAUAAAACCCCAUUUCUACCGUUUAUAGCACGACGGGGCCGUGGUGGAUGAUAGAGGGGACCAGAGGAAUAAGCUAAGUACAAUGAACGAGACCGAGAAAGCGGAGAGGAAGGCAACGGACGGGACGCUGGGACCGGGUGAGCUGCAAAUGGCCCCUUCUGUGAACCACAACCAGCAUGACAGCGUUACCGGCGAUGAGCUGGUGAGCUCGGUGACGCUGUACAGGCGACGGCCCCGGCUGCUACACGGCACUGUCCUACCGUUUCUAGCUGUUCUAUACCCAGGCUGGCUGUACAUAUGGUUAGGAGUGUACGGUGCCUUCGAGUAUCCGGAGGCAGGCCUCCUGGCGCUAGCCGCUAUCGGGAUCGCGCACGUCCUCACAGCGCUGUCCGGCUAUUGGUCCGUGCACGCGCACUGUUGGCUUACUUGUUCCAAGGAACCGGACCCAAACAAGGCUAUGUUGGCAAAAGUCAUUCCCACUCCCAACAAUGGUUUUGCUGAGCUGGUGGCACUGCAAAGGGACCAGGAUGAGAAUGGGGAGGUCAUUCUGUCUUUUGAGUUUCAAAAGAUCCGCUACAUAUUUGACCACAAAGAGAAGAAACACUUCUUUCCAAUUGCUUUUCCCAUAAACAACCCUAUGGGCUACUUUCAGUCUUGGCGUGGGUAUCAGGAGGAGGCUGAACUCAGGGCUGCAGAAAAGCGCUAUGGCACCAAUCGUGCUGAGAUGGUGGUGCCAGAUUUCCUGGAGCUUUUCAAAGAGAGGGCCACAGCUCCAUUUUUUGUUUUCCAGGUGUUCUGUGUGGGGCUGUGGUGUCUGGAUGAGUACUGGUACUACAGUGUUUUCACACUUUUCAUGCUGGUGGCGUUUGAGGCCUCGUUGGUGCAGCAGCAGAUGAGGAACAUGUCUGAAAUUCGCCGCAUGGGAAACAAGCCUUACAUGAUCCAGGUAUAUCGUAACAGGAAAUGGAGGCCAAUUUCAAGUGACGAGCUGGUCCCUGGUGACAUUGUCUCAAUAGGACGUUCACCCCAAGACAACUUGGUUCCCUGUGAUGUGCUGCUACUUCGGGGCCGUUGCAUAGUAGAUGAGGCCAUGCUUACUGGAGAGUCUGUGCCUCAGAUGAAGGAGCCAGUUGAGGACUUGGACCCAGAGCGAAUUCUGGACCUUCAGACAGACUCAAGGCUCCAUAUAAUCUCUGGGGGGACAAAAGUGGUCCAACACAGCCCUCCUUUAAAGGCCAGUGCUGGACUCAAACCUGUAGACAAUGGCUGUGUGGCGUAUGUUCUGAGAACAGGAUUCUACACCUCUCAGGGUAAAUUGUUGCGGACAAUCCUCUUUGGUGUGAAGCGAGUGACGGCAAACAACUUGGAGACUUUCAUCUUCAUCCUGUUCCUCCUUGUGUUUGCCAUUGCUGCUGCUGUUUAUGUGUGGGUUGAAGGAACCAAAGAUGCCAGCAGGAACCGCUACAAGCUGUUUUUGGAGUGCACAUUGAUCCUCACCUCAGUGGUGCCACCAGAACUCCCUAUAGAGCUUUCUCUGGCAGUUAACACAUCUCUAAUUGCCCUUGCUAAACUUUAUGUGUUCUGCACAGAGCCCUUCAGGAUACCAUUUGCAGGCAAAGUUGAGGUUUGCUGUUUUGACAAAACAGGGACACUGACCAGUGACAGCCUGGUAGUAAGAGGAGUUGCAGGGCUCAGAGAAGGAAAGGCGGUGAUGCCAGUAUCUGAGAUCCCAGUUGAGACGCAUCGAGUGGUUGCCACCUGCCACUCACUGGUGACUUUGGAUGAUGGACAGCUUGUUGGAGAUCCUCUAGAGAAGGCUAUGCUGACUGCUGCUGAUUGGACCCUUACUAAAGAUGAAAAGGUGUUCGCACGAGGCAUCAAAACCCAGGGAUUAAAGAUCCACCAGCGUUUCCACUUUGCCAGUGCUCUGAAGAGGAUGUCUGUCCUGGCUUCCUAUGAGAAACUUGGCUCGACUGAACUCUGCUACAUCUCAACUGUGAAGGGAGCUCCAGAGACACUCAGAGGAAUGUUUUCAGAAUUUCCAGCGACUUAUGAUGAAGUCCAUAAAGAAAUGUCAAGGGAAGGGGCUAGAGUGUUGGCCUUGGGUUACAAAGAGAUCGGACACCUUAGUCACCAACAGGUCCGAGAGAUGAGUCGUGAUACUCUUGAGUGUGAUUUACAUUUUGCCGGAUUCAUGGUUGUAUCCUGCCCUCUUAAAAGUGACAGCAAAGCAGUCAUCAGAGAAAUCCAGGAAGCAUCACAUCAUGUGGUGAUGAUCACAGGGGACAACCCUCUUACAGCAUGCCAUGUAGCAAGAGAGCUCCACUUCAUCCAGAAAGAGCACACACUUAUAUUGCAGCCAAGCCUCAAUCAGGGUGGGUGGCAAUGGGAGUCUAUUGACGGCAGUGUUUGUGUUCCACUGCCCCCUCCAAGUGUUUCUUCAUUCGUGCAUCAGUUUGACUUGUGUGUAACAGGGGAAGGUUUAUCAAGACUGAGCUGUGAUCCCCAACUUCUCAGCAAACUCUUACCUCACAUAAAAGUGUUUGCCCGCGUCAGUCCCAAACAGAAGGAAUCUGUCAUCACAAGUCUCAAGGGGCUAGGUUAUGUGACAUUAAUGUGUGGUGAUGGCACAAAUGAUGUUGGAGCUCUUAAACAUGCUCACAUAGGUGUUGCUUUGUUAGCCAACGCUCCUGAGCGUAUGCCUGAAAAGAAGAAACGAGGGAGAGAAAAGGACGUGCCUACGUCAGAAUCCAGACCUUUACCACCUGUCAGUUCUGGAGGUAAACUGAGUUCACGGGCAGCUAGGCAGAGGGUUAUGGCCCAGAGAGAAGAGCAACUUGCAGCACAAAAGGAGAGGAUCAGUCAAGUAUUACGGGAGCUUGAAGAGGAUCAGGUACAAGUAGUGAAGCUUGGUGAUGCCUCCAUUGCUGCCCCAUUCACCUCCAAACUCUCCUCUAUACAGUGCAUCUGCCAUGUAAUAAAGCAAGGCCGUUGUACUCUGGUGACAACGCUCCAAAUGUUCAAGAUCCUCGCUCUCAAUGCCCUGGUGCUCGCUUACAGCCAGUCUGUACUCUACCUCGAGGGGGUCAAGUUUAGUGAUUUCCAGGCAACUUUGCAGGGCCUACUCUUGGCAGGAUGCUUCCUUUUCAUCUCGAGAUCAAAGCCACUGAAAUCUUUGUCUCGAGAGCGGCCCUUACCAAAUAUCUUCAAUCUUUAUACGGUGUUGACUGUGCUGCUGCAGUUUGCUGUUCACUUCUGUAGUCUGGUGUACCUUUACAGAGAAGCACAAAGCAGAAGUCCGCCCAGAGAAGAAAUAUUUGUGGAUCUAUAUAAAGAGUUUGAGCCCAGUCUAAUCAACAGCACUGUCUAUAUUAUGUCUAUGGCAAUGCAGAUGGCUACCUUUGCCAUUAACUACAAGGGUCACCCCUUCAUGGAGUCUCUCAGCGAGAAUCGACCAUUACUAUGGAGCAUUGCUCUGUCAGGUUUAGCCAUCGUAGGACUUCUUACUGGUUCCUCACCAGAAUUCAAUGAGCAGUUUGCUCUCGUAGAUAUUCCAACAGAGUUCAAGCUAAUCAUUGCCCAGGUUCUGGUCGUGGACUUUGUUGCUGCUCUUCUGGUGGACCGUGUCCUGCAGUUCCUGCUGGGGAAAGGAACUCUCAGGCUGCCUUCUUGAACUCAGUGCCAACAACAACCACUGCCCUUACCAAACAAACUGUAAAGGGAGACAAGACUUUGCAGGAGAAAGAGAAUUAAUGCUGUUGUGGCACACACAGGACAGCUGAGACAGUCGUGAUGUGCAGUGCUGUGCACUCUGUGUAUCCCUUCCUUCAUCCCACUCUAACCCUCCUUAACCAUCUGUGAUUCUACUUUUUUAUUUUAUCUUUAUCUUUCUUCAAACCUUAAUUGCUUUCUGCAUCUCUCUCUGUCUCUCUUCAUCCAUCUACAUUUCUACAUCUCUCUCUUUUUCUCUUCAUCUGUCUUUCUCCAUUGAUACACACAGCCAUGAAGACAACAGUAUUGACUGGAGUGUGGGACUGUGUGCCAACCAGAGUGAAACAUACAGGCACACAAAGAAGGCAUUCUCUAAGAGAAUUGCAAAAGUGUUUUGAUGUUUUUUGAUUCCUCACCAUUGUUUUGUAAAAAGUGGAAAAAAAAAAACUCUAACAGACUUAUAAAG
Molecule: messenger RNA, 4520 nt
Organism: Cheilinus undulatus (humphead wrasse)
Lineage: Eukaryota; Metazoa; Chordata; Actinopteri; Labriformes; Labridae
Gene: atp13a1
Product: ATPase 13A1
Exons: 25
Coding region: 426-4016 (1196 amino acids)
Biological process (GO): intracellular calcium ion homeostasis; extraction of mislocalized protein from ER membrane
Cellular component (GO): endoplasmic reticulum membrane
Molecular function (GO): ATP binding; ATP hydrolysis activity; membrane protein dislocase activity
Source: RefSeq, a predicted model, not a curated record